Messenger RNA from Daphnia pulicaria, 1617 nucleotides. RefSeq lists its product as uncharacterized. The record is from RefSeq and is a predicted model, not a curated record. The transcript is spliced from 6 exons. Lineage: Eukaryota; Metazoa; Arthropoda; Branchiopoda; Diplostraca; Daphniidae. Bases 494 to 1465 code for a protein of 323 amino acids.
GGACGUUUUGGGUCGACCGGGACGUUUGGAUUCAUCCGACCUCAUUUUGGACGUCGCAAUCAGAAAAUCUCGACGAUCCUCACACUUUUUCUUCCAGUAAGCUGCAUUUUAAAAUAAUUCAAUCAGUGAGAGCGGGUCCCAUCCAUCGAAGAAUUCCGGAAGAGCCGCACGCAUCGUUAGUGUCAGAUCCAGCUUCUUCUUCGCUUUCUCCAUGCUGAAUUUGCAGCCGCGUAAAUAUCUCAACAGGAAUUUGGCGUCUUAAAAUGUGUGGGGGUCAAUCGCCAACUACGCAGCCAGCCUUAUUUCUAUGGAAAGCAUUAGGCCCACCAAGAAUAAGUCAAAGAAGAAUUUUUCACAGAAUAGAACUUGAUUUCAGUAACAAAGGAAUAAAAAUCAUGUGAACAUAUAUAAGAAGAAUUUUUCCUUGUGCCAAACCACUGGAGCCUCAGCAACGCGACAAGAAUCAUCUACCACAAUUAGUACCUUAAACAACAUGAAAUUGGCGUUGAUCUUCUUGUCGGCCCUUGUGGUCAUCUCUCACCAACAAUUCUAUCAGCAGCGCCCGGCCAGAGGAAUGCUUUGGUGGUUGCCUUAUUCGCCUCAGCGCCUUCUCAACAGUUACCAGCAACCGCUGUACAACGACCAUCUCCAACAAGAUGAGCUUCCAUUUCAGCGUCAGUUGACGUCACCAACUGAAUCCGUCAACUAUGUGCAGAAUGGAGAAUUAUUUAAUGGCGAAACUGACGGGAAUCAAGAUUACGUCGAAGACGAUGGACAAAAUGAAUAUGCGGACAUCCAAUCCAGGAAUGGAGGAUUCCCAAGAGUCAGCAGUAGUUUCGGCGGCUUCAGUUCCUACCGGCGGCCCUCAUUUUAUAACAUCCGUCCAGAUGGAAAAUUCUUCUUCAACAUUGGCAACACCAAUGGAAAUCGCUUGAUAAAAACGGCAACAUUCCAGCUGACGUCAACUUUGACUCUUACCACUAUCAUUCGCUGCGUUCCUUCAAUCCAAUUCGCCGUCAGUCCACCACCUUCUUGUCGCCGCAAGAGAAAUGUGAUGGACGAUUCUGAAGACGAUCAGUUUGUCAUUGCCCCAUCGGAAAUUCUCGAGUUGACACCAACAGCCUUACCUGGUCGCCAGGCUCGAGAAACACUCCAAACUAUAGACCAGACUAAUUCUGAAAGCUUAAUCUCUUCUCAGAAUGAAGUUCCCUCCGUUUCCCAAAUGUCUAAAGCGGAUCAAUUCAUGGCCAACUUGAGAGACAAGCGAUUCUUCUUGAACAGGAACAGCUUUUUUACGUCGACAACACUCACCAGUUAUUCCUUUAUUUCGACAAUCAUCACCCAAACUGUUACGCUGGGUCCAGGAACCGCUGCCGUCCCCGUUGGCCCUAAUGGUAUGCCAGCGGCUGUAGUUGCCGUGCCCGGCGUUCUUAAAUGUUUACCAGCAGGCUAUUUUGUUUGUUGAUUGAUGCACCAACAGAUUUUCAAACUCAAUUUAUUCAAGUUUACUCAUCUUUAUAGCAUAUGCAUGAUACAGUACCUUUACUAUAUUAUCGACAUAAUGUUGGUUCGCAUGCGGAAGGAUCAUAUUUUAAAAUACAUUAUAACUAAAGCAUA